Komagataella phaffii GS115 is the source of this 357-nucleotide messenger RNA. Its product is annotated as 60S acidic ribosomal protein P2. Gene Ontology annotation, biological process: cytoplasmic translational elongation; translation. Gene Ontology annotation, cellular component: ribosome; cytosolic large ribosomal subunit. NCBI's taxonomy places the organism in Eukaryota, Fungi, Ascomycota, Pichiomycetes, Pichiales, Pichiaceae. Gene Ontology annotation, molecular function: structural constituent of ribosome. The record is from RefSeq and is a predicted model, not a curated record. The transcript has 2 exons. Bases 1 to 357 code for a protein of 118 amino acids.
AUGGAUCAGCUCGAUAGAUUGAAAGGUCGUGCACUUUACAUUGCAGCAUACUUGCUUUUGGUCCAGGCCGGUAACGAGGCUCCAUCCGCCUCUGAUGUCACCAAGGUUUUAGAAUCCGUUGGAAUUGAUGUUGAAGAAGACAAAUUAUCCAAGUUGAUCUCCGAACUUGAGGGAAAGAAUAUUGAAGAGCUCAUUGCUGAAGGUAACGAGAAGCUGUCCUCUGUCCCAACUGGUGGUGCUGCCGCUGCUUCUUCUGGACCAGCUGACGCUGCUUCUGGUGAAGCCGCUGCUGAGGAAGAGGAAGCUGGUGAGGAGUCUGAGGAAGACGACGACAUGGGAUUCGGAUUGUUCGAUUAA